Staurois parvus is the source of this 444-nucleotide messenger RNA. The record is from the annotation of a GenBank genome assembly. NCBI's taxonomy places the organism in Eukaryota, Metazoa, Chordata, Amphibia, Anura, Ranidae.
GGGAGACCGGAUAUAGUGAAUGCGGGGUCCGGGGAGACCAGAUAUAGUGAAUGCAGGGUCCGGGGAGACCAGAUAUAGUGAAUGCAGGGUCCGGGGAGAGCGGAUAUAGUGAAUGUUGGGUCCGGAAAGACCAGAUAUAGUGAAUGCGGGGUCCGGGGAGACCAGAUAUAGUGAAUGCCGGGUCCGGGGAGAGCAGAUAUAGUGAAUGCAGGGUCCGGGGAGACCAGAUAUAGUGAAUGCCGGGUCCGGGGAGACCAGAUAUAGUGAAUGCAGGGUCCUGGGAGACCAGAUAUAGUGAAUGCAGGGUCCGGGGAGACCAGAUAUAGUGAAUGCAGGGUCUGGGGUUUAGUAACACUUUAUUGCAUACUCUGCAUUAAGAGUGGAUAUAGUGAAUGCAGGGUCCAGGGAGAGUGGAUAUAUAGUGAAUGCAGGGUCCAGGGAGAG